This is a messenger RNA of Exophiala mesophila, 4358 nucleotides long. RefSeq lists its product as uncharacterized. Gene Ontology annotation, molecular function: DNA binding; zinc ion binding; DNA-binding transcription factor activity, RNA polymerase II-specific. Gene Ontology annotation, biological process: DNA-templated transcription; regulation of DNA-templated transcription. Lineage: Eukaryota; Fungi; Ascomycota; Eurotiomycetes; Chaetothyriales; Herpotrichiellaceae. Bases 392 to 2443 code for a protein of 683 amino acids. The record is from RefSeq and is a predicted model, not a curated record. The transcript has a single exon.
CGACGACUCAGAAGAUCGCUCAGCUCUCACAAUCGGACUUCUAAUGUCCCAUACCCUACACCAAGCCCUUGAAUGCAAAAAUGGAUUACUGGGAAGUUCAUCUUUUCGACCAUUCGUAUUCGGUGCUUGGGGAUUUGGCCUAGCGCGCCUAAUUGGACGACAGCCGUUCUAUCUCCUACGCGAACCAAGACGAGACGUCAACUUUAUCGGUACUUUGAUAAUUCACGUCCAAAGAGUCCAUUCGAGAACCUACAACAAGGCUUCAUAAGAUCAAAUAUCUCCAACAUGUCGUUGCGGACACAGUCCAUAGCAAGGUUCUGAGACCACCCGCUGUACCACAGAAAGCGACGACCAUCGCACAGAUACUGCUUAUCAUGAGAUCACCCCAGCCAUGUCAACCAAGUCCGGGAAAGAGACCGCCUUCAAAUCCAUGAACUCCAAACCUCGAUCACGGCCACCGAGUCUCUUGGCUUGUAUUCCAUGUCGAAAAAGCCAUGUGAAAUGCGACGGUCAAAAACCAUUGUGUAGCAGAUGUCAAAGUCGCAAGAGCAGCUGUUUCUGGGUCGACUCGAACCGUGGGUAUCGCCAUCAUCGCAAGCCGGCGCCGUUGGGAAAUUCCUCAAUUCGCUCACAGGAGAGAGCUAACACCAACACCACCGCAACAGCGCCAGCAGAAACAACAUCAGUGAAGCCCCCAUUUCCUGGGCCUAAUGUUGAUGUAUUUGAACAGGAGCAAUACGACCUGCACGAAGCCGUGCAAGCCAGACAACUGACAUACGAGGAAAUAUUCCAACACGACAGCAAUGACUUGUUUCUAGCAUCACUAUCCUUGGAUCCCCAGCAAUUCGAUAUACCAGCCAUUGCCGAUCAACAAGAACCAAAUCAACCUCCAAUGACCAAUGCCCCCUGGACGUCGACGGUGGCACAGCCGAAUAUUGACAACCUUUUGGACUCCAACUCCGAAAAUGACCUAGUCGGGCUGUUCUAUCGCUACUUCCAUAGAGCUCACCCAUUCCUAGCGCCGUGGCAACUAUACAAACAAGAUCCAUCAGUCCUUCCCGCCCCUCUACUCGCAGUCGUCCUGUAUGUUGCAUCACACUAUACCUCAGCGGCCGAUACAGCGGCAUUAGACGCCACAGCAAAGUCCAUUCUGAACCCGGAUGUGUCUGAAGACGGAUUCAAAGUCCAGGGUCUGGCCUUAUAUGCAUUGGUGAAAUAUGCGAGAGCAGAGCAGGAAACCGGUUCCAUCGCGCUCGACAUGGCUGUCGAAUUAGCGUUGAGACUUGGUAUGAAUCGAGAGAGCUAUGCCAUUGUCAAUGGGCAAACUCAUCCGAUCAUGCACGAGACCUGGCGCCGCACAUGGUGGUCGCUGUUUGCUAUCGAAGGUAUUACCACUGCCAUCGGUGGCCAGCCUCAUCCAUUCCGCACAUAUUCGGUCGCCUCAGACGUGGCUUUGCCAGGCCCUGACGAUGACUAUGACAAUCUUAUCUACCCGCCUAUUGGCCCCAUAUAUACCCUGUCCAAUAUGCAGGAGCGGAUGUUCAUGGACCUGGGAGUCCAUUUCUCCUCGUUUGCAUAUGUGGUCGAGGCGGCGCAUAACCUUGGAGCGGUGCUGGCGUUGCCUCGCAACAGCGACAGUUACAUUCAUAACAGUACGAUCAACAAUAGUCGCACCGAGACCGAGACCAGCAUCGAUGCACAAGUCGAGGCUAUAGACGCAAAGCUAGCCAGCUUCCAACUAUCGCUCCCACCAGACAAACGCGACCCCUUGCACGAGGACACGACCAUCGACCAGACGUUGCUAUGGGCACACCUGAUCAUCAAUUGGGCGGGAAUACUACUACACCGGCCACGGUCAUCGUUGACAUUCAUGCGCAGCCACUACCGCACCAUUUGCACGCGAGACGACGGUGGUCGCGAUGCAGUGGGAAUUCCUGUUCUGGAGUAUACUUCACACACGGCCAAAGCUCUACGGGCCGCCCAUGCUGUCGUCAAUCUUGCCUCCCUGCAACCUUGUAUGGCUUCGUGUACUCCGACCUUGAUGUGUGGUCUGACUGCAGCGGCCACCGUCCAUUUGCCCGCGUAUGCUAUCGUCCAUUGUCCGGACCAGGCGGUCGCCAUCAAGGAGCGUUUGCAAUUGGGUAUUGCCGCGUUGGCCUCGUUUGGUGAUUUCUGGCCACGUGCUACUAUUGCGAGGUCGCAGAUUGCUCGGUUUGCUCAUGAUAUCCUGACAAAGCCGACUUUGUUUGUCGAUAGUACUGGUCCAGGUCCCAUGCCAAUGGUGUCUGUGGAAGCGGUUCAACCGAUGGGCUGUGAUGCCUCUUUUGAUAAUGACCAGUGGAUGGAGAAUCUCAUCCAAGCUGAACUGGCUGGUAUUUAUGAUGAUGACGGUAGUGAUGACGGACUAGAUGAAAACUCAUACUUAUACGUGAACACGGCGUGAGCGAUUCGACUUUCUGGGCAUUGAUUAACAAGGCAUUGGCUUGAAGCUAAUAUGAUUCGGAAAUGGCUACAAUGUGGCCACCCUUCAAUCAUUAAAAGCCGAGGAAAUGAUAACUUGCAGUCCCACCCGCCUGCUGAAGCCAAACCAUGAUGCAUUCGUCAUUUCGUCUCAUCUUUGUCGUAUGCUUUCCUUUCACCCAAAGGUCAUGUGCGCCACCAACUCCGUGCUUCAAGAGUCACAUUCACAAGCUCCAUGCUCAUUCCGGCCUGAAGCAAUCCCAGCAAUAGAACACCAGACAUUCGUCACACUGGUACAGCACUUCUUUUGCAUCUUCCGCAUCUUCCAACGGAGCUUGAUCUUCGCCGUCGGCCAAAUAUGCAGACUGGGCAAUCUUCAUGUCCUUGAAACAAGCCAUGCAUCGAACUAUGAUUUCGGGCUGAUCGUGUGGAACAUUAUAAAGCCAAAGCGGGGGCAUUUUUUCGCGGGUGAAUCUUCCAAAGGAAUUAUGGGCACAUCCCCACGAAUCAGCCCAGCCCUCGCUAGGCUCUGCCCCAAAAUCUUCACCAGCUAACUCCCAUCUUCUCGCACCUGGGUGGUCAAGGUUGGCGAAUGAGUCCAUCUGAAUUUCAGGAGAUGCCGACUGCUGAGUUUCUGCUGGUGCCGGCUGCUCCGUCGCAGCGACCGGUGUAGUUUGCGUAGGAUGUUCCUCAACGACUGGUUGAGGGGUCUCGUCAAGCGUCUCUGGAGUCCGGGCUGAAGCAUCUGGUUCUGUCUCUUCGACACUCUGCAUUGGAACAUCCUCGUCUCGAUAGUCAGCCUGAUCCCCGUCGACAUCACCUCCUUCGACCUGACAAGCCUCGCUGCACUCGACGAUAGAUCGGCGACAGUCCCAACACCAAUGAGCACCACAAUGGCAUUUGAUGUGUGAACAGCCAUACAUCCUGGCCACAGCAAUGCCACAUUUGGGACACACUUUAUACUUGAAUUUCUUCAGCAUUGCGAGAAGUGGGUCGGAUGUUUGGCAAGCAUGCGCGCCAUUGGCAUCAGCAUCUGCAUCGCUCAGCUGCUUGCACUUGACACAAACACUCCGUGCGCAAGUCGGACAUUUGACAGUGUCACUGUUCUCCGAGAUCAGACGUUUGGAGAUGAAAGCAGAGCAAGUUGCGACUGGGCAGUAGAGGGGGUGAGGAUUGGAUUUCUCUUCAAAUCUGGACAUGUACUUGUUGAGAUCAGCUUCGGGCACUAGUCCUCGUGCAACGUCAAAAUGCCAGGACGACCCACAACAGGUCACGGGGAAAAGAGUCGUGUCCCGAAGGGCAGCGGAGAAUUGAUUGCGGAGACAAGUAUGACAUCUGGCGGAACGACAAUGUCGACAUGGGGUGGUGUAGUUGGCGACAACCUCCUCCAGGCAAACGCCGCACUUGAUGGGUUUGGAUGUAGGUUUCGUUUCGUCGAGGCUGGAAGCUGUGAAGGACUGGGAAAUAGGUUCAGGAGCGACGGUCGAUACGUCCAUUUCAGUGACGAUCUCCCUGUCUUCUGUAUUGAGGGGUAAAGGGAUAAUCGGCCCAGAAGUCGAAAUGGUCGGUGAUGGAGGGUUGUUGCCGAGGCUGGAGGUUAGGUGAGGCUCUGGCAAGCCAGGGAGAGGGUCUUGCAACAAGGACGGAUCAAGCUGGUCAAAGGAAUGGCGGCGUGGUCCAAGAAGAAGGGAAAUUGAUGGUGCGGUGCAAAAGUCGAGGUCGUUGGUGGUGUAGUUAAUGGUGCAGGAGCGAGUGAGGCUCGCUGCUGGCGUUGGCGGGGCAGUCACUUGAUGACGCCUGCGCGAGAAGGCGCGAGUGAGAAGAGAACAUGCCAUGAUUGUAAUGGCAGUGUCGAUCUGAAACCCGACGGAUGAGAUGGCGUAUAUCGAAUAUCGAAC